Messenger RNA from Panicum virgatum (switchgrass), 949 nucleotides. RefSeq names its product mediator of RNA polymerase II transcription subunit 30-like. Bases 93 to 611 code for a protein of 172 amino acids. The transcript is spliced from 3 exons. The record is from RefSeq and is a predicted model, not a curated record. Lineage: Eukaryota; Viridiplantae; Streptophyta; Magnoliopsida; Poales; Poaceae. Gene Ontology annotation, cellular component: mediator complex.
GAAAGUACUCGGCCCAUUGUCAAGUAGGAAGUUUUCCCUUCCGGCCGCAGUACAUCGGCGGCGGCGAGGUAGAGUUCCGGUGAGGCUAACCGAUGGCCUCCGAGGCGGCGCGGGGGCGGCAGGAGCUGGCGGCGGAGGGGCAGCGGCACCUGGAGGAGACCAUCGCCGCCGCGUUCCAGAUCCUCGUCUCCAUGAACGACGAGCUCUGCAACGCUGGCCUCUGGUCCUCCUCCUCAGUCUCCGCCGCGGCCGCCGCCGGGCCCCAGUACCAGCACUCCGCUACUCCGCCGCUGCCACACUCCGCGGACUCCGACGCCGCUGACGCAGGGGGCGCGCCCGGUCCCGGCGGGUUGCUCGACGAGGCGAGGCACCGGUACAAGUCCGCCGUGGCGGCGCUCCGGGCGUCCAUCGCCGCUGUGUCAUCCUGCGCACAGGACAUAGGAUCAACAGAAUCUGAAGCUCACCACGCUGAGAUUGAGAAAUUGGAAGAGCGUGCAUCUGCUUUGAGAAAGGAAAUUGAAAGCAAAAACAAGCAUGUAAAGCUCCUCAUGGAUCAGCUCCGGGAGCUAAUAACAGACAUAUCGAUGUGGCAGAGCCCUUGCUCGGUGUGAAAUGUAGGAGAGGCCACCAGGGGUGGAUGCAUGUUUAAGGAUUGUGCAUGCUGAUUUGCUAACCUCUUGGAAGGGGAAAACAGAUGGUAUAUGACAGGAUUGCGUGAGAAGUAGGAUGUUUUUCUAGCAAGGGUGGAAACAUGGACAAAUUAUGGAUAAGUUAUUGAUGCAGAUGCAGAUAACAUGUAUGUUGGACGCGGAUGCUGUUUUUACAUAACAGUAUAUAUAUGCAUAUCCUUUGCAACUCCUGUGAAUCUUCAAGACUAGGUUUUUGUGAAAUUUGGCUUCUCACGUGCAAAUAUGCAAUGCAACUUCUUUCUGCUGACUGAAAUUGAUAA